AUGUUUAGACGCGAGAAGGAGGACGGUGUGGAGGAUAUCACGGGUAAUAUCAGCCAAUUGGGGCUGAACGGGACGUUGUCGCCGGCUACUGGCAAUACUCCGUUCAAGAAGUACGCGCCAUCGACCCCUACGCAGUACAAGGAGAACCGGAGUGGUGCCUCACCUUACAGCACUUCGCCGACUAAGAGUAUAUUCAAGAAAGAGAAGCCCCGUGAGCGGAUCAUAAAUUCACCAAAGAAGUUGCCACGUGAUUUCCAUAGGAAAGCUACUUCCAACAAGACGCAGAGGCUAGUUAGUGUGUGCCAGAUGUACUUUCUAGACUACUACUGUGACAUGUUUGACUAUGUUAUCAGCAGAAGACAGAGAACGAAGCAAAUGAUAUCGAAUAUUCAGGAGUACAAGCAAAACCAUACGAUACCUGACGAGCAAUUGAAUGAGGAAUGGAAUAACUAUUUGCAAAAGGAGCAUGAAGUGUUGCGGAAGAGGAGGUUAAAGCCCAAGAACAAAGAUUUUGAGAUGAUAACACAAGUCGGACAAGGUGGCUAUGGUCAGGUUUACCUGGCUAGGAAAAGGGACACGAAGGAAGUUUGUGCUUUGAAGAUAUUAAAUAAAAAACUACUGGUGAAACUGAAUGAGACUAACCACAUCUUGACCGAGAGGGAUAUAUUGACUACAACAAGGUCAGAGUGGUUGGUGAAACUACUUUACGCUUUCCAGGAUCCAGAGAGUUUAUACCUGGCGAUGGAGUUUGUGCCUGGUGGUGAUUUCAGAACGUUGUUGAUCAACACAAGAACAUUACGUAGUCCACAUGCCAGAUUUUACAUAAGUGAAAUGUUUUGUGCUGUGAAUGCACUUCAUGAGUUAGGUUAUACACAUAGAGAUUUGAAGCCAGAGAAUUUUUUAAUCGACGCAGAAGGUCACAUAAAACUAACCGAUUUUGGUCUUGCUGCAGGUACAGUCUCCAAUGAAAGAAUUGAAAGUAUGAAGAUAAGGUUAGAAGAGGUUAAGAAUCUUGAAUUUCCGGCAUUCACUGAAAAGUCGAUUGAAGAUCGAAGAAAAAUUUACCAAAAUUUGAGGCAAAAUGAUAUAAACUAUGCCAACUCCAUGGUAGGGUCUCCUGAUUAUAUGGCUCUGGAAGUAUUGGAAGGCAAAAAGUAUGACUAUACGGUCGAUUACUGGUCCCUAGGCUGUAUGCUAUUUGAAGCAUUAAUAGGUUACACGCCAUUCAGUGGAUCUUCUACCAAUGAGACAUAUGAAAAUUUAAGACAUUGGAAGCGUACUCUUAGAAGACCAUUCUUAAAUGAUGGUAGAUCAGCUAUAUCAGAUCGUGCGUGGGAACUGAUAACCAGACUGAUUGCUGAUCCAAUCAACAGGCUAAGAUCCUUUGAACAUGUCAAAAGAAUGAAUUAUUUCCAUGAGAUAAAUUUUGAUACUUUAAGACAAUUGUCACCACCUUUCACCCCACAAUUGGAUAACGAAACUGAUGCAGGCUACUUUGAUGACUUCACAAAUGAAGCUGACAUGGCUAAAUAUGCCGAUGUCUUUAAGAGACAGGAUAAACUAGCUGCCAUGGUCGAUGAUUCUGAGGUGGAUUCAAAAUUGAUUGGCUUCACUUUCAGGCAUAAGAAUGGGAACACUGGAUCUAGUGGGGUUCUAUACAAAGGGCAUGAAAACGCAAAUCCAUUUUCAACGUUUUAUUGA
Nakaseomyces glabratus is the source of this 1701-nucleotide messenger RNA. RefSeq names its product serine/threonine-protein kinase DBF20 (gene DBF20). Gene Ontology annotation, molecular function: ATP binding; protein serine/threonine kinase activity. Gene Ontology annotation, cellular component: spindle pole body. Gene Ontology annotation, biological process: peptidyl-serine phosphorylation; intracellular signal transduction. The record is from RefSeq and is a predicted model, not a curated record. NCBI's taxonomy places the organism in Eukaryota, Fungi, Ascomycota, Saccharomycetes, Saccharomycetales, Saccharomycetaceae.